Chelmon rostratus (copperband butterflyfish) is the source of this 709-nucleotide messenger RNA. RefSeq names its product succinate dehydrogenase complex, subunit C, integral membrane protein (gene sdhc). Gene Ontology annotation, molecular function: electron transfer activity; succinate dehydrogenase activity. NCBI's taxonomy places the organism in Eukaryota, Metazoa, Chordata, Actinopteri, Chaetodontiformes, Chaetodontidae. Gene Ontology annotation, biological process: tricarboxylic acid cycle; mitochondrial electron transport, succinate to ubiquinone. The record is from RefSeq and is a predicted model, not a curated record. The coding region runs from base 40 to 549 and encodes 169 amino acids. Gene Ontology annotation, cellular component: membrane. The transcript has 6 exons.
ACAUCCGUCAACGUCACUUCCGUUCGCUGCUUGGCAAACAUGGCGCUGCUCCUAAGGACGUUUGCCCGUCAGGGUGUCUGCAUCUCCAGACCACACUACAGUGGCCUCUACAAACAUGCUGCUCCAAUGGGAACCACAGCUAAGGAGGAGAUGAACAAGUUUUGGUCCAAAAAUGCCAGACUAAAUAGACCAAUGUCUCCUCAUCUCACCAUUUACAAAUGGUCCGUCCCCAUGAUGAUGUCCAUCACACACAGAGGAACUGGAGUGGGCCUCAGUGGAGCUAUCUCGGCCUUUGCUGCAGCAGCACUGGUAUUACCGGGAAAUUAUCCAUACUACCUGGACUUGAUCCACUCGCUCUCCGUCGGCCCCUUUCUCAUUGGGUUGGCCAAGUUCGGUAUCGCCUUCCCCGUAUCUUACCACACCUAUAACGGCAUCCGCCACUUGUGGUGGGACAGUGGCAAGGGCUUCAGAAUCCCAGAAGUCUACCGCACCGGCUACGUGGUUAUUGGUCUGUCCAUCAUCACCUCCAUAGCCCUGACUUGUCUCUGAGCACAGGACGAGAGGAGAUGAACAGCAACGAAAGCAGAGGAGGGAGCUGAAGGGAAUGUGGACUGGAUUCAGUGUGGGGGUUUUGUGUAUAUGUUCUGUUCUGGCCUACUGCAGACCCUGUUUGAUCAAAGUAUUGAAUAAAGGAUUAUAUUAUGCUGUA